Messenger RNA from Episyrphus balteatus (marmalade hoverfly), 414 nucleotides. Its product is annotated as flexible cuticle protein 12-like. The record is from RefSeq and is a predicted model, not a curated record. The transcript has 2 exons. Bases 1 to 408 code for a protein of 135 amino acids. Gene Ontology annotation, cellular component: chitin-based extracellular matrix. NCBI's taxonomy places the organism in Eukaryota, Metazoa, Arthropoda, Insecta, Diptera, Syrphidae. Gene Ontology annotation, molecular function: structural constituent of chitin-based larval cuticle.
AUGAAAAUAAUUCUAGUUCUAUGCUUAGCAUUUGGUAUUGCUUAUUCUGCUGUUAUAAAUAAUUCUAAAGAUGAUAAACUUCUUAUAUUAGUUAAUAGAAGAGAUGACAUCGAUCAAACAUAUAACUAUCGUUAUGAAACACUUUCUGGAACUAAAGUAGAGCAGCAUGGUUAUUUAAAAUAUGUCACACCAAAUGCAACUGGAAAUUCUGUUGAAGGUAGAUUCUCGUAUAUUGGCAAUGAUGGAGAGGAAUAUAAAAUAGCUUAUACUGCUGGAGAAUUUGGAUAUCAACCAAGUGGACGUCAUAUUCCAUCAGUUCCACCAGCAAUUAAAAAAGCUUUAAAAUAUAUUGCUGAACAUCCUUACGUUGAACCUACAAGAAGAACAACUAAUAAACAAAAGAGCUGAGAAGCG